Salvia hispanica is the source of this 480-nucleotide messenger RNA. Lineage: Eukaryota; Viridiplantae; Streptophyta; Magnoliopsida; Lamiales; Lamiaceae. The record is from RefSeq and is a predicted model, not a curated record.
AUGAAGGAGGGCGGCCGAAGCGCCAAUGGCCGGAGCGCUCUCGAGAGAGAGCGGACCAAGAUGAGGGAGAGGCAGCGCCGCUCCAUCACCACCAACAUCUUCCACGGCCUCCGCAAGCACGGCGGCUACCGCCUCUCCCCCCGCGCCGACAUCAACGAGGGGGCGACUUCGUGUCCGCUCUGCGGCGGCGGGGGGAGGAGUGUGGCGGCGACGCCGAGCUGCAGCUUCUUGGGCGGCGGCGGAGGAGAGUGCUCCACCACGGCUUCUCCGCGGCGAGUUGGGGAGUCCGGCGGGAACAAUCUCUCGUCGAGUGGAGCUGGGGCCACGGACGACAGCCUUCUUUCCAUUUACAUGAGCGGAGGGGCGGCGCAAAACGUCGGCGGCGGUGGCGGCGCCGCCGUGUUUGGAGAAGGGCAGCAGUUGUACUUGGUGCGUGAGAGUCGUGUGGCCAAUCAGAACACGCCAACUGGUUCGCCUUAA